This is a messenger RNA of Cinara cedri, 2628 nucleotides long. NCBI's taxonomy places the organism in Eukaryota, Metazoa, Arthropoda, Insecta, Hemiptera, Aphididae. The record is from the annotation of a GenBank genome assembly.
AUAGUGCUGUUUAGUGUCAGGCACUGGUUGCAUAUCCAUUUAUAUGGAGGCAGGUCUUUAAGAGUUUUAAGUCUUUCUCAUCAUAAAAGUCUAUUUCAUAAUUUGCAUUAAUCUUAUACACAGAGCCUAAUAAAAAAUUAACCAUAUGCUACGAUAAUUAUAUUAAGUGAUUAAUAGUAGAGGAUAUAUGACGGGGACAAAAAAUAUAGAAAUUAACUACACUAUCUUUUUUGAAUAUUGGAAAAGUUAUAGUAAAAAGGUGAAAAGUUUUGAUACAGAAGCAGAAGAGAAAAGUUUUCAUGCAGAAGUAUCUGAGAUUGUAAAAUCAGGUAAUGUUACAAAUUUUAGAGAGAGGAUAAUAGGGGAAGGUGUAGUUAUAAAAAGCCCUGGGGAAUUUAAAUCACUACUUCACCAUGCUGUUACUUGUGAAGAUGCAAAUAGAAUAGAGAUGAUCAGUGCUGUGUUACAAUCUAGUAUGGAUGACAUUAAUCACCAAGAUGAAAAUGGUGAUACUCCUUUAAUGCAUUUAUUAUAUGAAGCACAAGAAAAAGGUAAGUACACGAAGAAAGACCUAGAAGAGAUAAUAAAAUUUUUGGUAGAACGUGGUGCUAGUUUUAAGUUGAGAAACAAUGAGGGAGAGACGGCUGAUGACCUAAAAACUGUUUUGAUAAGCGAAAAGAUUUUAGAUGAUAAGAUUAAUAAGAUUAUAGAUGAGGCUGAAAAAUCUUCAAAUUUACCAAAUCAAAUUAAAGCACAGCUUAGUAAGUAUAUUACAAACAAUGGAAAUCCAAUUGUUAAGGAAGUUACAGCAUAUGGUAAUUAUGUACAAAUUGAGUUGGAUAGUGAUUGUACAGAAGUAAAAAUAAGUGAGUUUUUACAGAGUGAUUUUUGUAAGAAUAAUGGAAUUUCAGGAUUUUCAACAUUUCAUAAUGAUGACAAGGGUGGAAUGCAUGGCUUCUUAUCACCGAAUGGAUUAAGAAACUAUACUGUCACUGAUGGUUCAUAUGACAUGACGUUGGACUGGGUUGUUGGUGGCAAGAAAUGCACUAUUACAAUCAAUAUAAAUGAGGAUGGUGUAGUAGUGAUUGAUAAAGAUGGCGUAAUAGUGGAAGAUAGGAAUGGUCUUACUGAUGAACAGUUGAAAGCGAACAAAUAUGUAACAAUAAAUGGUGUAUCUUUAUUUGACGCAAUAAACAAUGGAAGAAAUAGAGAACAAAAGAUAGAACAGGAGAGUAUGCAAGAGGUAGACGAAGUGGACUCAAAUGCUUCAUUAAAUAGUGAGCAGAUUCGAAAAAAUAAAGCACCUCCUCAACUUGGUGUGCAACAACGUGAAUCUGCGACAGAUGCGAAGGGUAAUCCGUUGAAAAAAUUGCGAUUUACACAAGUUCCAGAUAGGUUACGUCAAGAAGAGACAAAUCCUAAAGUUAUUGGGUUGUCUGGUCAUGAGACAAGUCCUAAAGGUGUUGAUUGGUAUAGGGGAGAUACAGGUUCAGGUGUUGUUAGUGCUCCUAGACUUGCUGAUCAGCUUGAUGGGCAAGCUGAAUCAGGUGAUAGUGUGACGACAAGAUUACUAUCGGAAGACGAAUUUCAAGCUAGGGUGAAUCCACAAAAGGCAAGUACUCCUAAACGUACUGAGCAGUCUGAUCCAAGAAAUACAAAUCCUAAAGGUAUUAUUGAUUGGUCUGAUGGAGAUACAGAUUCCUUGAUUUUAGAUGAAGGUGGAGAAAGUACGCAAUUAAAUACUUCAACAGAAUUAGAUUCUGGCUUUUCAUCUCCCACUGGUAAUGCUAAACGUAAGAGUAUAGGAGAUCAAAGUACAUGGCAGGAAUUUGAGCGUGAGUUGAAGGGAAAAUUUGCACAGCCAAACAUGGGAUUGAAAUCACCUGGUACUAGUGAUUCUCAAACUAAGCAGUCAGAUUCUGGCUUGGGAUCAUCUCCGACAGCUCAUAGCAAUCAAUCUGCUUUAGACUAUGAACAAUUAACAAGAAAACUGAAUGGGUUGCGUCAAGGUGCUGGUGAUGAAGCUGCACAAUCGCGUUUGUCUAAAGAAGUAUUAUCUGAAGCAAUAUCCAAUUUGAAGACAGUUGAGAAACAACCAGCUGAAAAAUCAGAGGUGAAAACCCCAAUUAAUAUGAUGUUAAGUCAAAUACCAAAAGGACGUAUACGUGAGUUUCUGGAGAAUAAAAAAGAAAGUAGUGCACAAAAAACAGCUAAUGGUAAUGGGUUAGGUCAAGCAGCAAGCCAAUUAGCAGGUCAAAAAAAAUUACCAAUUUCACAACAGUUAAGUGUAGAGUCAAAAGCAGAAUUAUCUAGUGCUAUAUUGAGAUUGAAGCAUGUUAGCGAAGAUAAGAUGAAUGAAAACGCUAAAUCUUAUUUACGUGAUACAGGUGAUUAUAUUAAACCAAAGCAUACGGGGGCAGGAAGCAGGAAGCCUACUCAAAAUCAUGAUAAAACUCGAGUUGGGCAAUCUAAUGAAUUUAAUAGACAGGAAGGUCGGCAUGCAUUAAGGGUAAGAGCAAAUAGUUCUCAAGGACAAGAAGGGGGAUACAAGAGGUGAUAAACAAGCUUUUGUCAUUCCAGCAUUGCUGGAAUGACAUUAAAAAUUCAUGCAUUAUCAGAAACAAGGAA